Labrus bergylta (ballan wrasse) is the source of this 771-nucleotide messenger RNA. RefSeq names its product prokineticin 1 (gene prok1). Gene Ontology annotation, biological process: endothelial cell proliferation. NCBI's taxonomy places the organism in Eukaryota, Metazoa, Chordata, Actinopteri, Labriformes, Labridae. The record is from RefSeq and is a predicted model, not a curated record.
GUGAAUCCCCAAUCUGAGCAGUUCAGGAUCCCUUCAUGACUGACUGCAGAGCUGAUUGAGGUGCUGGACAGACCGUUGACAGCUGUUGAUUGUCAUUAAAAGCUGUUGAAAGAGUCCAGUUGUCCUGUUGCUGUGAUGAGCUGCAGGGCGGUGCUGCUGUCAUUCCUCCUGCUGUCUCUGAGCUGCUCCAGAGGAGCUGUCAUCACAGGGGCCUGUGACAGAGACCUGCAGUGUGGCUUUGGUCUUUGCUGUGCUGUAAGUCUGUGGCUGAGGGGUCUGAGGAUGUGCGUCCCAAGAGGAGAGGAAGGAGAUGAAUGCCACCCUUUUAGUCACAAGGUGCCAUACCUAGGAAAGAGGCAACAUCACACCUGCCCGUGUCUACCCCACUUGGUAUGUACCAGGUAUGCUGAGAGCAGGUAUAGAUGUACUGACGACUUCAAAAACCUGGACUUUUAACGGACGCCAAACAUUCAGAUGAAGAGCAGCACAGCAGAAAAAAGCACAUAUGAUACCCUUGUUGACUGUAUUGUUUAUUUGUGUACUCUAUAUGCACUAUAAUCAAGAGUUUACAUUCUGUCUUCUCAUCAAGGACAGAAAAAGAAAAUGGCAACACUGUAAAAAAAAGAAAGAAAGAGCCACAAGACACUUUUCUGAAUAAAACAAUGACGCUCUCUGUGAUAUAAAUGCUGUUCUAGCUAUCCAUGUGCACUAAAUAGUUAAUUUAUAAAGAUACAUGUAUAUAUAUCCUUGUCAAUAAAAGUAUAGUAACAA